Messenger RNA from Racocetra persica, 773 nucleotides. The record is from the annotation of a GenBank genome assembly. Lineage: Eukaryota; Fungi; Glomeromycota; Glomeromycetes; Diversisporales; Gigasporaceae.
UCGAGUAUAACUCUAAAAGUGUAAAUCAAACUCAUGUCCCAAAAGACGGUCGAUGGAACCUUCUAAAUAAAAUAGUUGUUCAAGGAAAAAGCCUUGAAAAUUGGUCGGUGUUAGUUUUUAGUACAAAAGUGCCAGCACCGAGCAUAGAACAAUUUAUGCGACAAUUUCGAGAAACUGCAAAUCAAAAGGGUUUGACUUUAUAUCAAGCUUGCUUGGAUGCUCGAAUCAAUAAAGAACUACCUCCGCAACUAGUUUUUUGUAUAAUGGAACAAACUGGUCCUUUAUAUGGUGAGAUAAAGCGCGUGGGUGAUACCAUGUUAGGCGUACCUACCCAAGUCCUCUUGUCAAAACUUAUCACCAAGCGGUCAGGACUUGAUCAAGUUUGUGCAAAUAUAUCCCUUAAAGUAAAUGUAAAGUUAGGAGGGAAAAACAGUUUGCUGUCAAGAGGACAACUCAAAUUUAUCUCUCAAGUUCCGACAAUGAUAUUUGGAGCAGAUGUGUUCCAUUCGGGCAGAGGGGAACGUAAACCCAGUGUUGCCGCUGUUUGUGCAUCAAUGGAUAUAGAUGCUGUCGUAUAUUCCGGACGUUAUAGCGUCAAUAAAGUGCCACGCAAUGAAACCAUAGAAAGUCUUGAAGAUAUGGUUAACGAUUUGUUUCGGGCCUUUUGGAAAAGAAAUAAGUCUCUUCCAAAUCGUAUACUCUUUUAUCGUGAUGGAGUUUCAGAAGCACAAUUUCAGCAUGUUUUAAAUAUUGAAGUGAAAGCAAUAAAAGCG